Coniosporium apollinis CBS 100218 is the source of this 1146-nucleotide messenger RNA. RefSeq lists its product as uncharacterized. Gene Ontology annotation, cellular component: septin complex; septin ring; cytosol. Bases 1 to 1146 code for a protein of 381 amino acids. Gene Ontology annotation, biological process: cytoskeleton-dependent cytokinesis. The record is from RefSeq and is a predicted model, not a curated record. The transcript has 3 exons. Gene Ontology annotation, molecular function: GTPase activity; GTP binding; molecular adaptor activity. Lineage: Eukaryota; Fungi; Ascomycota; Dothideomycetes.
AUGGCCGAGUCAGCGUCCCCAAUUGGCAUUGCCAACCUCCCCAACCAGCGGCACAAGAUUGUCGCCAAGCGCGGUGCCGCCUUCACCAUCAUGGUGGCCGGAGAGUCUGGCCUGGGCAAGACCACCUUCAUCAACACGCUCUUCUCCACCACCAUCAAGAAUUACGCCGACCACAAGCGCCGCCACAACAAGCAGGUCGACAAGACUGUCGAGAUUGAGAUCACCAAGGCUGAGCUCGAGGAGAAGUUCUUCAAGGUCCGUCUCACCGUAAUCGAUACACCCGGCUUCGGCGACUACGUCAACAACCGUGACUCCUGGCAACCCAUCAUCGAGUUCCUCGACGACCAGCACGAGUCGUACAUGCUCCAGGAGCAGCAGCCUCGCCGCACAGAGAAGAUUGACCUCCGUGUCCAUGCCUGCCUCUACUUCAUCCGGCCCACCGGCCACACGCUCAAGCCGCUGGACAUUGAAGUGAUGAAGAGGCUCUGCACUCGCGUCAACCUCAUUCCGGUCGUCGCCAAAGCUGACACCUUGAGCCCGACGGACCUUGCUCGCUUCAAGCAGAGGAUACGCGCGGUAAUCGAAGCCCAAGGCAUAAAGAUCUAUCAGCCCCCUCUCGAGGAAGACGACGAAGCCGGCCUGCAGCACGCCCGCAGCCUCAUCUCCGCCAUGCCCUUCUCCGUCAUCGGCUCCGAGAAAGACGUCCAGACCAACGACGGCCGCACCGUCAAGGGCCGCCAAUACGCCUGGGGCGUCGCCGAAGUCGAGAACGAAGACCACUGCGACUUCAAGAAACUCCGCGCCAUUCUCAUCCGCACCCACAUGCUCGACCUGAUCCACACGACCGAGGAGACGCACUACGAAGUCUACCGCGCCCAGCAGAUGGAGACGCGCAAGUUCGGGGAGGCGAGGCCACGGAAGUUGGACAAUCCCAAGUUCAAGGAGGAGGAGGAGGCGCUGCGGAAGAGGUUUACCGAGCAGGUCAAGGUUGAGGAGCAGCGGUUUAGGCAGUGGGAGCAGAAGCUUAUUUCGGAGCGGGAUCGGCUGAAUAAGGACUUGGAGCAGAGCCAUGCGGUUAUCAAGCAGCUGGAGGUUGAGGUUGAGGGGCUGCAGGGGAGCGUUACUAGGUCGCAUGGUCGUCGCUAG